UGCAGCAGCGAGGACCGGAGCCAGCCACCUCACCAGCUGCACGAGCCGAACUGGAUGUCGGGAAGUCGACAAAGAGGACGGGGAGGUGAUGUCGGCGAUUAGCACGAGAGUGGGAGGGACUCUGUGUUUUGACAAAACUAGCUGCCAUCUGCAAGAAAUAGAUUUCUUGCCAAAAACAGCAGCGAUGUGUGCACUUUAUUGAGGUGCAGCACUGUAUGCCGUAUUAUUAUUAUUAUUAUUCGCUGCAGAUAGAGGUGCAGCGGUGUGAACACAUCAGUGAUGUCAGAGCUGUCAGCUGCGGACAAUUCGCCUGCUUUUGUCAUUCAUCGCUCUCUGACGCUCAUGCAGAGCUGAUCAGACUCUUUUUGUUCUGCCAUCACUACCAUCACCGCUUUGCAUAAUGUCCAAGCUUUAAACAGGUCCACGUUGCAUUUCAGAAGAGGCUGGUGAACAUCGUCUGCUGUGGGAGAAGUGCCUGAUGCUCGGUGCUAGCAGGAUGGAGGAGUUUGUGACCGAAGAGGACGAGCCAUGGUAUGACCAGAGAGACCUGGAGCAGGAUCUGCACUUGGCAGCAGAGCUAGGGAAGACCCUUCUGGAACGCAAUAAGGAGCUGGAGGACUCGCUGCAACAGAUGUACAUCACCAAUGAGGAGCAGGUGCAGGAGAUUGAGUACUUGUCCAAGCAAGUGGAGAUGCUACGGGAGAUGAAUGAGCAGCAUGCAAAAGUCUAUGAGCAACUGGACGUGACCGCUCGAGAGCUUGAGAUCACCAAUGAGAAGCUGGUGUUGGAAAGCAAGACUUCACACCAGAAAAUAGACAGGUUGACGAGCACCAUGGAGAUGCUGCAGGGCCAGGUGGACACGCUGACUGCCCGAGUGGAGGAACUGCGCACACUUGAAGAGCUCAGGGUUCUCAGGGAGAAGAAAGAGAGACGAAAAACUGUGCACUCCUUCCCUUGCCUGAAGGAGCUCUGCACCGCACCCAGCUAUGAGGAUGGAUUCAGGGUGUCUGACCCAGGUAGUGGUGACCUGCAAGAGCGGCCGGCAGAUGAUGAAAACGAGCAUCUGCGUGCACUGGUUGCAUCUCUCCGUGCAGCUGUAUCAGCCGAACGUGGACGACGGGAGAAUGCAGAGCGUGAGUGCACCGCUGUGCUGCAGGAGUUUGAGCGCUUGGAGCAGCGACUUCUGGGUGCCGAGGGUUGCCAACAGCGCGUCCAUGAGCUGGAGGCAGAGCUGCAGGAGCUACAGCAGCUACGCAAGUCACGUGCCUGCUUACUGGUUGCGGAGGAUGGCCUGGAGCAGACUCUGCUCAACAGUGCCCCAGAAACAGAUACAGCAGAGGAUGUUGCAGGUGCAACACAAGAGAGCUCUGGCGAACCCCCAGUACGCAAGAGCUGCAGUGACACAGCGCUGGACGUCAUCUCAGCGGUAGAUGCCUCUGGACGACGCAAGGGCAGCUACGCCCUUCAUGCGAAUGGUGUGCGCAAGCGUGGCAUGUCUAUCUUGCGUGAAGUGGAUGAGCAGUACCAUGCAUUGCUCGAGAGGUAUGAAGAGCUGCUGGGCAAGUGCCGGCGCCACGAAGAGAAUCUGUGCCAUGCUGAGGUGCAAACUUCACGGCCUGUCUCCAGAGACCCGUCCAUGAAGGAGUGUCGUGUAGCAGAGGCCACAACACAGCCAGCCACGCCACCGCAACCACCCUCAACACCUGAAGCGAUGGAGGGCAUCAGCCGGCAGGUGGAAGCUGUGGACAAGCGGCUGAGCCAGAACACACCAGAGUACAAGGCCCUGUUCAAAGAGAUCUUCUCACGCCUGCAGAAAACCAAGACCGACAUCAAUUCCACCAAAGGGAGGAAAAGUGGGAAAUAGUUCUUGGCUUUUCUGCUCAGAGGAAUGCAUGGUAGGAUCUACUGUUCUACCUCAAUUAAGACCGCAGUCUUAAUUGUUUAAGUGGCCAGAUUCAGUAAGCUGGCAUUUGAAAAGGCUUCAUGCUAGUGCAGAGCUAAUCGGUAGAGUAGAAUAUUGGGGCUUACACGCCGUGUUGGUGCACCUCAGCUGAGGCCGUGCAUUGACAAAGCAGGUCAUGUCUGAUGGAUCUUUCUUUGGUUGUUUGUGUUUUAAGAAAGAUUUAAGAUUGUUUCUCACUGUUGGUUUUCCUGGAACUUAACUCACUAGCAAGGUAGCUGUAUUUAAAAAAAGAAAAGAAAAAAGGGGACACACCACUGCUUAUUCUUCCUAUUUCCAUAACUGUAUGCAACAACAAACUUAUGUAAUCAUCUCUUUACAAUAUUAAAGACGCUUUGCUUAUAAAGGUGGUUUGCACAUUUAUUACAUUGAAUGAAUGGAUGAAUGAGUGAGUUGAUAACAGGAUGGUCCUUAUGACUUCAACCAA
This is a messenger RNA of Ictalurus furcatus (blue catfish), 2387 nucleotides long. RefSeq names its product cerebellar degeneration-related protein 2-like (gene cdr2l). Bases 479 to 1864 code for a protein of 461 amino acids. The transcript has 6 exons. The record is from RefSeq and is a predicted model, not a curated record. NCBI's taxonomy places the organism in Eukaryota, Metazoa, Chordata, Actinopteri, Siluriformes, Ictaluridae.